Molecule: messenger RNA, 1269 nt
Organism: Bufo bufo (common toad)
Lineage: Eukaryota; Metazoa; Chordata; Amphibia; Anura; Bufonidae
Product: vomeronasal type-2 receptor 26-like
Exons: 4
Coding region: 1-1269 (422 amino acids)
Biological process (GO): G protein-coupled receptor signaling pathway
Cellular component (GO): membrane
Molecular function (GO): G protein-coupled receptor activity
Source: RefSeq, a predicted model, not a curated record
AUGGUCUUGUUUGGCCUUGAAGAUUGCUUUGUGAUCAGCUAUGGAGCGAUGGAUCCCAUCUUCAGUAACAAGCUCCUGUUUCCUUAUUUCUAUCGCACAGUCCCUGAUGGGUCCACUCAGUAUGAAGCCAUUGUCCUCCUACUGAAGAACUUUGGCUGGAGCUGGGUGGGGAUGGUGACAGUAGAUGAUGAGAGCAGCCAACGAACCAGCAUGGAGCUCUACAAUACACCGCGCUCCACCUGUAGUGAGAGUUGCCUCCAUGGAUACUGGAAAGUCCUACUGGAAGGAAAACAGAAAUGCUGCUACUACUGUGCCCCCUGUGCAGAAGGCGAAAUCUCCAACCAGACUGAUAUGGAAACAUGCUUAGUGUGUCCUAACGAUCACUGGUCAAAUGGAAGAAGAGAUUCCUGCGUUCCAAGACCGAUUGAAUUCCUGUCUUAUGGAGACACACUGGGGUCAUCUCUAAUUAUUAUAAAUCUUACAUUUUGCCUUGUGACUAUAGUUGUGUUGGGGAUAUUUAUAAAAAAUAAAGAUUCUCCAUUUGUGAAAGCCAAUAACCAGAAUCUCAGUUUCAUACUUCUCCUCUCACUCAUCUUCUCAUUUUUAUGUCCUCUCUUAUUUAUUGGACUUCCCUCAGAUAUAUCAUGUCUCCUCCGACAAGUGGCUUUUGGAAUCAUUUUUAGUCUUGCAGUUUCUUCAGUCUUAGCUAAAACAGUGACUGUAGUCUUAGCUUUUCAAGCCAUUAAACCAGGCAGGACACUGAGGCAGUGGAUGAAGAGACACCUCUCCACAUCCUUACUUGUUAUAGGUUCAUCUGGAGAAGUUUUGAUCUGUGUCCUCUGGUUGUUUUAUUCUCCACCAUUCCCAGAUUAUAACACUGGAAUAGAGGUUGGAAAGAUAAUCUUACAAUGUAUUGAGGGAUCUGCCAUUGCUUUCUACUUGUCCAUCGGCUACAUUGGAUUUCUGGCAAUGAUGAGCUUUAUUGUAGCUUUCUUGGCCAGAAGACUUCCAGACACCUUCAAUGAGGCUCAGUACAUCACCUUCAGCAUGCUGGUCUUCUGCAGUGUGUGGAUCUCCUUCAUCCCGGCCUACCUCAGCACCAAGGGGAAGUACAUGGUGGCUGUGGAAGUUUUUGCAAUCUCAUGUUCCAGUGCUGGACUUCUAGGCUGUAUCUUCAUUCCCAAAUGUUACAUUAUUCUAAUGAGACCAGAACUCAACACAAAGUCCAAUAUAAGGGUCAUAAGAAGACAUUGUACAGGAGAAUUUUGA